GACUCAUUUUUUUCAAUUUGUAUUUGUCAGUCGUCCGAAAAGUUUCUUGCGCAGCACAUUGAUCUUUUGGGAUUACCUUUGCCGAAAAAACGCUUCCAAGCGCAAUCAGUGAAGAUCACAUUGCGAUAUUCAUUUAACGGUAAAGGAACGAUUUUUGGGGAAUACAGUAAAUUCGUCCAGAAUAUUUCCAGUCACAACAUACAGAGUAUAGCGAAAUUGUGGAAAAGAGUGAAUCAACAGGGAGUGUCUCGCGCCUAAUUUUAGCAUUCACAAUUAACAGUUAAAUUAUUCCUAGUGAUCUUUGAGUUUUUCUGCUGAAAAAGUCCAAUUUGUUCGAUUAAAAACAUGAAGAAUCCACUGUGGUUUGUUGUUUGGCUCUUAAUCUUGAUCUUCAUAGCUUUUUUCGUGGCUGGUUUCUGUGCUGGAUGGUACAUCUUUGUCUAUCCACUCACAGUCUGUAUUCCAGCCCUGAGUUCCAUUUCAGAUUUACUCCUUCAAGGAGCUCAAUUCACCCAUUAUUGCGCCAAAGGAAUGAUGGAGUGUCGUUCACUGUUUGGCUAAAGGGGCUAAAGUAUUUUCAACUUUACUAUUCUUUUUACAAAUUCCAUCGCUUCUUGAUCGUCUGCAAUUGUCCCUUAUACAGUAGACUCUCGCAAAUUCGGCUCUUUUAAGAUCGGGCUACUUUUUAAUUCAGGCAGCGGUUACAUUUGAAAAAUUUUGUUGUCAUUUUUCAAGUUUGAUUAUGAUUAUCAAAUGAAUCAAAUAUGCUCAAAUUUAGCAUGGUUUGUCUUAGUUUUGAUGUGAUUUUGCAUUAUUGAGGGAUUUUCAUGCAAUUUACGAUAUAUAUCAGUGUGUAAACUCAAUAUCUUUAUGCACAUGUCGCCCGAAUUUCUGUCUAAUUCGGCUGACAUUUCGGUCCUAUAUGCCCGAAUUUGAGAGAGUCUACUGUAAUUUCAAUAUUGCUGCUUUAGAGUUAUAAGCCACAUCAAUUGGUAUCUCAUCUCUUUGUUGUGUUCUUGCAAAAAAAAAUCUAGAUUUCACGAUAAAAGGAUUGUAAAGCUAA
Messenger RNA from Phlebotomus papatasi, 1063 nucleotides. RefSeq lists its product as uncharacterized. The record is from RefSeq and is a predicted model, not a curated record. Lineage: Eukaryota; Metazoa; Arthropoda; Insecta; Diptera; Psychodidae. The transcript is spliced from 4 exons. Bases 346 to 561 code for a protein of 71 amino acids.